GUGCACUCUGCAACAUGUGAAAUCAGCUCUUACACUAUCACACUCUCUCUUUCUUUUUUCUUUCAUUUCAUUCACUUCACAACCAAAAAAAAAAGUAAAAAUAAAAAUAGUAUCAAUGGAGCUUCAAAAUUGUACCAAAAAACCAAAUCCAGAAGAACCUUCAAACUUCAACAAUGGCGAAACCUUCAUAGAAGACAUAGACAGUAACUGUUCAACUCCAUACGUCAGUGCUCCUUCAAGUCCAGGUCGCGGCGGCGGACCUAUCACCUCCGGUUACUUCUACAGUGCUCCGGCGAGUCCAUUACAUUUUUCUAUAACCGCUUCUUCUUCUUCUUACCAUCAUCAAACAAAUACUAACUCUAACGUUGUUCCGUUAAGUUAUGAGUUUGAAUUUUCGGCUCGGUUCGGAUCCACCGGUUCAGCUUCUUCCGGUUCAAUGACUUCUGCUGAUGAGUUGUUUCUGAAUGGUCAGAUCCGACCCAUGAAACUUUCUUCUCAUCUUGAACGGCCUCAGGUUCUUGCUCCAUUGUUGGAUCUUGAAGAAGAAGAAGAAGAAGAUGAUGUUGAUUGUGUUGUUGUUCGUGGUAGAGAUCUGAGAUUGAGAGACAAAUCUGUUAGAAGAAGAACCAGAUCUAUGUCUCCUUUAAGGAACAAUACUCAUUUGGAAUGGACAGAGAACGAGGAAGAAGAAGAAGAAGAAGUCAACAACAGCAACAAAAACAAAAACAAAAACGUUGCUAUAGGUUCUGAGAUUGAGAAUGAAGAAAACAACAAUGGUUCUGAAAUGGAGAAUAAUAAUGUUAAAGUUGAUGAAAUGGGUUUAGAGAGAAUAGAGAUAAUAACAACACCUUCAGAUUCAGCUUCAUCUUCAAGAUCUUCUUCAGCUGGAAGAAGUUCUAAGAGAUGGGUUUUCUUGAAAGAUUUUCUAAGAAGCAAAAGUGAAGGAAGAAGUAACAAUAAAUUCUGGUCAACUAUUUCAUUUUCUCCUAUAAAAGAUAAGAAAUCUAACUCAAAUAAUCAAAAUCUUCAACCCCAGAUGAUAAAGGAGAAAUCUUGUAACAGUCAAAGAAAUGGGUCAUCUUCAUCUUCAUCUUCUUCACAUGGUUGGAGUAAGAAAAUCACAGGUAAACCUAUGAAUGGUGUUGGGAAGAGACGUGUUCCAGCUUCACCACAUGAGUUACACUAUAAAGCAAACAGAGCUCAAGCUGAAGAGUUGAGGAAAAAGACUUUUUUACCCUAUAGACAAGGUUUGCUUGGUUGUUUGGGAUUUAGUUCUAAGGGUUAUGGUGCUAUGAAUGGUUUUGCUAGAGCCUUAAACCCUGUUUCAUCAAGGUAAAUUAAUCCCAUCUUUCUUUGGGGUUGGUUUUAUCAUGUUCUUUAAAUUGUACAGAUCAUUAUUAUUAUCAUCAUCAUUAUUAUUAUUAAUAUUUCUUAGAUCAUUUUGGAAUUAAUCGUUUAGAUAUUAGUAUUAAAGCUUUUAAGGUCACUCACCCUAUGUGUCUUCUACUUUUAGAGGGAUGGUGAAGAUUACAAUAUGAGGUUUCUUUCUUCUUCCACCACAUCAUCCUUGUAGAUGAUGAUGAUGAUUAAACUAUGUACAAUAUACUAGUGUACUACUUCACAGCAUUUUAUUAUUUACACUAUUGCUGUGUGUAGUAACUAGAUUUAUAUAUUAUUUUAUUUUAUUAUUCA
Molecule: messenger RNA, 1692 nt
Organism: Trifolium pratense (red clover)
Lineage: Eukaryota; Viridiplantae; Streptophyta; Magnoliopsida; Fabales; Fabaceae
Product: rho GTPase-activating protein gacZ
Exons: 1
Coding region: 116-1336 (406 amino acids)
Source: RefSeq, a predicted model, not a curated record